This is a messenger RNA of Corythoichthys intestinalis (scribbled pipefish), 1339 nucleotides long. RefSeq lists its product as uncharacterized. Bases 41 to 988 code for a protein of 315 amino acids. The transcript has 2 exons. NCBI's taxonomy places the organism in Eukaryota, Metazoa, Chordata, Actinopteri, Syngnathiformes, Syngnathidae. The record is from RefSeq and is a predicted model, not a curated record.
AAGUGACGGAAAAACCACAACAACCAAAAAAGAUGUAACAAUGGCGCCGGUUUUGAAACGUACUAUGAAAGAGCUUUUUGUGUGGACCAACGAGGAGAUAGAACUUCUGCUUCAGGUCACACUCGAUUACAAAAAGACAAAACUGAAGGAGAAUGUUGACUGGGAGACCUGCCAUUCAAAAUAUGCUGACAUCACGGACCAGUUCUUGGAUCAAUAUCCAAAGCAACCGAAAAACAAGGAUUUUCCGCACAGCACAGAUGCCAUAACGAAAUCCCAAGUGGCCUCCAAGGUUAAAAGCACUCGAACUAAAUACAGGCACGCAGUGACCACAGGGCGCCGAAAUGGACACGGACGUGUGAUAAUGAUAUUUUUUGAUGUGUGUGAAAACAUAUGGGGGAAUUCGCCUGCUGCGUGUCCGCUGGACGCUGGCAUCGAGACGGGGGAAAUAAAAGGAGAGCCCAUGCAAGAAAAAGGGAUCAAAGAAGAAGUAAAGGAGGUGGUAAAAGAAGAAGUACAAGCGGAUUCCCAUUCAUCUCCGAUUUUGGAGUGUUCAACGGAUUCGCCAGAAAUAAUCGAAAUCUCAACUUCUGUGCCCCCUGCGAUCGUCCGGCCAAAGCUUAGCUGUCACAGCAUUGACCGACUGAAAAGAAAACAAGACCAGGAAAUCCUGGAAGACUUGCAAAUAAAAAGAAGAAUGUUAAAAUUGAUGGAGGAAUCAUCAAGACGCGACGCAGAUGCCAUGGAACAGAUGAUUACAAGCAUUGCUAAGAUGAGCAGCACAAUUCAGGAAGGCCUUGCCCUGAUGAAGGAAGUAUUUGCACAAUCCGAAAGUAGCAGCGGUGGAUCUUCUGUUUAUAUGUGCCAAAACUCAACUAAACCAGCCUGUAUGUGUUUGCAUAAUACAAGAACACAUCACAAUCAUGGUCAAGUUCCUCUGCAGCAUGAAUGCAAUGCGGUCACUCAUAAUUGUUGCUGUUGUCGACGGUGAUAGGGCACAGUUAUGAGAUGGUAUAAAAGAACUGGACAAACCUAUGGUGGCCUAGUGUUAGUUUACCGUUCCGGGUUCUGCCAUGUUUCCUGUCAGUGUUGGUGAAGCGUUGUAUUUUUCACAAUGCUAGACUAUGUUCAAGGUUCAACUGUAUGUUCAUGUUUAGACAUAUAAAAGUGAAAUAUGACGUCAGGUAAUUAUGGUAGUCAUUUAUUUUCUGCUUUAUUUUAUAUUGUAUUUAGGUCAGUAGGUUGGUGAGUCUGUUCUCGCCAGGGUUUUUUUUUUUUUUUUUUACGCUAGUCGUUUUGUGCUUAGGGAUCUGGUAUUAAAUUUUGUGCUGUAUCGUGCAAA